CUCCUUCAUCUGCCGGUCUGAGCACAGAGCUGCAUGUGACAUGUGAGGGGGGGCAGUGGAGGAGAUGACCGGACAGACAGAUGCAGACAUACCUGAAACAGGAGCCAUCUUCACAUUUGGAAAGAGCAGCUUUGCAGACAAUGUACCCAGUAAAUUCUGGUUGAAGAACGACCAUCCAGUGCAUAUAUCCUGUGGUGGGGCGCACACUUCUGUCAUCACAGACAAUGGGAGGAUCCUCAUGUUUGGUGCCAACACCUGCGGCCAACUGGGGCUGGGAUUUAAACGUGCAGCCAGUAAACCUGCCUCUGUGAAAGCCUUAAAGUCUGAGACGGUGAAGCUUGUAGCUUGUGGGAGAGAUCACACAAUUGUCUGCACAUGGCAGGGUUGUGUGUACGGUGCUGGCAGUAACCAGGAGGGGCAGCUCGGUUUGGGUCACUGCAGCAACACGACGUCCUUCGCCCUGCUGCCUCCCUUCUUUGACCAUGCACCAGUCAGGAUGCUCUCUGCAGGGUGCAACACCUCAGCUGCCUUAACAGAGGACGGCAGGCUGUUCAUGUGGGGAGACAACUCCGUGGGUCAGCUUGGUUUAGGGGACGAGGGAUCAGCAGCAGAGCCCAGAGAGGUGGAUGUUGGAGAGGCGGUGAUGUGGGUCUCCUGUGGAUACCACCACUCAGCAUUUGUCACAGUGGAUGGAGGUCUUUACACGUUUGGUGAAAGUGCGAAUGGACGUCUUGGUCUCCAGACAGAGCAGCUCGCCAAUCACACAGUCCCCCAGAGGGUGCAAGGGAUUCUGGGUCGUGUCAUCCAGGUGUCCUGUGGAGGGGAGCACACUGCAGCACUCACUGAGGAGAACGUGUACACGUUCGGCAGGGGUCAGUACGGUCAGCUGGGCCAUGGAACGUUUCUGUUUGAGGUCGAUUUGCCAAAACCACUGGAGCACUUUUCUAACAGCAGCAACAGACACGUCUCCUGUGGAGAGAACCACACUGCUGUGAUCACUGAGAACGGCCUGCUCUACACAUUUGGUGACAGUCGUCAUGGGAAACUGGGCUCAGGGGAGGAAAACUUCACAAACCAGUUCAGCCCAACACUUUGUAGACGUUUUCUCAAAUACAACGUUCAGUUAGUGUCCUGCGGUUGUAACCACAUGCUAGUACUGGCUGCACCCAAACCACCAGAGAGCCAUGAGGUGGUGCCAGAGAAGGAUGUCACCAUCAAUGAGAGCUUGUUGCGUUUAGAAAUGCUCCUGUUAGACACUUUGACGGAUCCAACUCCACUGGUCCCAAAGUCGGCCCUCGCUGCUCGAGCUCGCCACAGAGAGAAAGAGAGCUCUGUGGAUCUGUUUGGAGAAAUGUUCCAGAACCUCCCACGUUUGAACUCUGACUUCCUCAACGCCUCCUGGCAAACAUCCAGGAACGUCUUAAGCCGCACGACACGUUCAAAGGAUGUGACCACCCCUUCAUCACCCCCCAAACCCCUGUCAGACGCACCACCAAGCCCACCACUCUCACCCGCACCUCUGUCCGAAUCCGUAUCCUCCAAGCCAUCAAGCUUACAUUCUCAAUCAUCACUUCAGAGUAAAUUCCAUAGAGCCUCCUCCUCUACGUCUGAUCCCAAAGACUUUCCCUCUUCCAUGCCGUCGCCAAAGUCUGUAACUAAACGUAACCCGAACGUUCUCUUCCCAAAGAGGAUUGGAAAAAAUAGAGUCCAACACACGUCGGGUGCUAAGAAGGCCUUAAAUGGCAGAAUGUCAUCACACACUACAGGUCUCAGAGAGAGAGAAGGCCUCGCCUCAUCACAAACAGAGGGAGAAAAUGUUCAGAGACAAGUGAUCAGUGAAGAUUUGCAGAACAGAAGAGCAGUCGACUCUGACAUUUUGCCAGAUACGGAAAAGAAAAAGGGCCGAGCUCUCAGAAGAACAACAAAAGACGACUUUGCGUUUGCUGAGCAGCUCCAGUCCGGAGGGAAAAUAGAAAAAACUUCUCACGGGGCCUUCCCCGCCGAGCUCUUGAAAGGCUGUAGCUCUUUAAAGAAAGGAGCAUCUGCAACAAAGAAAAAUAACCACAAAGCCACAUCCAAAGGAAAAGAGAACAUCACAAAGCAGCCAAAUAAAAUCCAAAAUCAAGAUGAGAAAAAGGCACAAAAGGAGCUCUACCAUGUUAAAUCCACAAAACACAGUAGGAAUGAACCAUCAGAGUUAAAUGAAAAAGCUCCACAAUCUAUUCAUCUGACUAAAGCAGGUCAGAGAGCAACUGCAAUGAAGAAAAGUGGAAGGAAAAGUACAGAUUUGCAAGCAGUCCACAUAAACCAGGAGGAUGUGAUAGAUUUGAUAAGGACAGCAAACCAAGAGGAAUCUAACUUGUCAGCUUUGGACAAGACAUCUCCUGUUAUCAAGGUCACAGAAGGGAAUGAAACAAACAGCAUGUCUGUCCAAAGAGGAAGUUCAACUUUCAAGGGAAAUGCUGCAGAGGAAGAUGUCAAACGUGCACCAAUCCAGAUUAAAAGAACAGACGCCAAACUGGCCCCAACGAGAGAUGUGCCCAAGGUUAAAUCUGCAGCAGGGAAAGGUCAAAGUAAAAAGCUGUCAUCGGUGAAAAAAGGAAAUACACCUGUCACCACCCCUGAGAAAGCCCUCAGUGUGACGUCUACACCUGUAAAAGUCAAAGGGAAGCAACAAAAGCUCAAAUCCACACCAGUCAAAAGUAAACAUGUAGAAAAUAAUGCAGUUCAAAGUAGAAGUGAAGGACACGGUGCAGAUAAAUCUGUCAAUAGCACGGAUCAGAGAAUGAAAGGUAAACCUGCAGACGAGCAGAAGUUACCUGGUGACAAGAAAGCACAGGAAAAGCCUGUGUGGGAAAAAGGAGAGGAGAUCAAGGAUAAAGGUGAGGCAGACACUAAGGAUAAUAAAGGGGCCAAGCUGAGGAGUAAUAAGACUGUAUCUCCACAGCAGGAUACACCUACACCUGUGGUGGGUAACACACCUUCCUCACAAACCCCUCAGAGAACAGAGGAGGUUUCUGUCAGCGGUGCCAAAUUCCUGCAGGCCUUUGAACCUGCUGAUAGAGAUCUGCUCGUUUCACAGAGAGAAGACAAGGAGGCCGAGGAUAAACCAAGAUGGGCACAAAUUCUCAGUGACGCAGUCGCUGUUCUUCCCGCUGCUGGGAUGGCAGGUGCAGCUGUGGAGGUCCUCGCUGAUGCAGUUACCAGUGUACAGGCGGACAUCAGCGACACAGCCGUCUCAACACCGUCCAAAGCAUCCAGUCGAGGGAAACAGUUCACAAAGCAAAGUGCGAUUAGGCAGGCUUCCUUCGCCUCGACAUUGUCCUCUGCAGAAUUGUCAAAUCAAGAAGAAGAGAACGCAAAGAAACACGCUCAAGUCAGUGUCCCGUUAGAGUCUCGGAAUAGAGUUCAAGAAGAUGACUGCGAUGAUCGUGAUCAGUCUGAACAUGAGGCUGUGAAAAGUGACACGACCAAGCAGACAGGGGUUGAAGACUGUUCACAAACAGAAGUACACACCUUGAAAACUUCCCAGCAAGACCACGAAGAGGAGGAGGAUGAAGAUCAGAAAACCUCCAAGGUCUCCAGAGAAGAUGUAGGAGAAGAGGAUGAGAGUAAAAAGGGAGAAUACAGAGAAACUGAAGAUGAGGAGGAAGAGGGAGAGAGUGUAAGCAAUGUGGAUGACGAAGAGGAAGAAGAGGAGGAGGAUAGAGGAAAAAGUAGCUGUGACAAAAAGGAUGAAGCAGAGAGUGUUUCUGGAGAGGGUGAGCAAGAGGGAGAUGAUGAAUCGGAGGAAGAAGAGGGUGAGGAGGAAACAAACUCUAGCAGUGAGGAAGAGGAUGAAGGGACUGAGAAGAACAAUAGUACGGAGAUUGAAGAGGAGGAAGAAGGAGAAGAGGAAGAAAGCAGUGAAGUGAUGGGUGAAGGUGGGAGUGAGUCUGAAGCAGUUGAAGAGGAGGAGGAGGGAAGUGAACAGUCCAAUGAAGAGGAAGAGGAUGAAAGUGAGGUGAGUGAGGACGAAGAAGAUGAAAGUGCUGAAGAGUCGGGGAGCACAAUUGGUAGCAAGAGUGAAGAGGAAGAAGAGAAGGAAGAGAAAAAGGGAAGUGACACUGCAGAGUCUGCAGGAAGUGAUGAAGAGGAAGACGAAGAAGAAGAAGUAGAGGAAGAGGGUGAAACUGAGGAGCAAAAAGAUGAUCAAGAUUCCACAGAAAGUGAGGAUGAGGAGAAAGACUCAGAAGAUGAAGAGUCAGAUGAGAGCAAAGGAGAGAAGAAAGAUGAUGAGAACCAGGGUGAAGUGAGUGUUGAUAUUGAAGAGGAGGAAGAGGAGGACAACGAGAGUGAUGAAGAGGAGGAGGAGCAAGAUGAAUUCAGUGAAAAAGAAGAUGAGGUGUGUGAGGAAGAGGAGUUGUCAGAUGAGGGGGAAAGUGAGAGAGAGGAUGAAAAAGAGGAUGUUACAGCAGAUGAAGAAGAAGAGGGUGAGGAAGAGGUUGCAGAGGGGGAAGAAGAAGGUGAGAAGGAGAAAAUAAAGAAUAGUACAGAGGGUACUAAAAAGGCUAGGGCAGAGACAGAGGAAGAGGAGGAGGAAGGGGAUGAGGAAGAGGAUGGUGAGGAAGAAGAGAAUGAAACAAUGGUUAAACUGACAGAGACAAGACCCACAAAUCUGAGACAGGAACAAAGUAAACAAAAGAGUGAGGAUGAAGGGAGAGAAGAAGCGGGUGAGGAAGAAAAGGAGGAAAAAGAAGAGGGUUGGGAAAGAGGAAAGGUUGCAAAGGUGGCUGAGGACGAACAUGAGAGUGAGGAGGAGGAAGAAGAGGAGGAAGGAGAAGAGGAGGAAGGAGAAGAGGGUCGGGAAAGAGGAAAGGUUGCAAAGGAGGAAGAAGUGGGGAGGAGGAGAAGGAAGAGAGGAGAAGGGAGGAGGUGGAAAGGAGAGGUUGCAAAGGUGGCCAAGGAAGAACAUGAGAAAGAGGAGGAAGGAGAAGAGGGUCGGGAAAGAGGAAAGGUUGCAAAGGUGGCCAAGGAAGAAAAUGAGAGUGAGGAGGAGGAGGAAGAGGAAGAAGGAGAAGAUGAGGAAGAAGAGGAGGAAGGAGAAGAGGGUCUGGAAAGAGGAGAGGUUGCAAAGGUGGUGGCUAAGGAAGAAAAUGAGGGUGAAGAGGAGGAAGAGGAGGAGGAAGGAGAAGAUGAGGAAGAAGAGGAGGAAGGAGAAGAGGGUCUGGAAAGAGGAGAGGUUGCAAAGGUGGCUGAGGACGAACAUGAGAGGGAGGAGGAGGAGGAAGAGGAAGAAGGAGAAGAGGGUCAGGAAACAGGAAAGGUUGCAAACGUGGCUGAGGACGAACAUGAGAGUGAGGAGGAGGAAGAGGAUGAGGAAGGAGAAGAUGAGGAAGAAGAGGAGGAAGGAAAAGAGGGUCUGGAAAGAGGAGAGGUUGCAAAGGUGGCCAAGGAAGAACAUGAGAGUGAGGAGGAGGAAGAGGAGGAGGAAGGAGAAGACGAGGAAGAAGAGGGGGAAGGAGAAGAGGGUCGGGAAAGCGGAAAGGUUGCAAAGGUGGCCAAGGUGGCCAAGGAAGAAAAUGAGGGUGAGGAGGAGGAAGAGGAGGAGGAAGGAGAAGAUGAGGAAGAAGAGGAGGAAGGAGAAGAGGGUCUGGAAAGAGAAGAGGUUGCAAAGGUGGCUGAGGACGAACAUGAGAGGGAGGAGGAGGAGGAAGAGGAAGAAGGAGAAGAGGGUCGGGAAAAAGGAAAGGUUGCAAAGGUGGCUGAGGACGAACAUGAGAGUGAGGAGGAGGAAGAGGAGGAGGAAGGAGAAGAUGAGGAAGAUGAGGAAGAAGAGGAGAAAGGUGAAGAAGAAGAAGAAGAAGAAGAAGAAGAAGAAGAAGAAGAAGAAGAAGAAGAAGAAGAAGAAGAAGAAGAAGAAGAAGAAGAAGAAGAAGAAGAAGAAGAAAAGACAAAAACAAAAACAAAAACAAAAACAAAAACAAAAAGACAGGACACACAGGAGUUGCCUCCGGACAGAAAAGAGAAGCAGCAGAGAGAAAAACCCAAACCAGCUCCGAGGACGAGGCAGAGAACUGCAGGAGAGAAGAACCCAGAGGAGAAGCAGUUCUGGAACAAUGUUCUACCACAGUAUCUGGACCUGCAGUGAAGGGUUUCACACACAAAGGCUCAGCUCAACGCUCCUGAACAGGCAAAAGGUAUUCAAGUGGUAUUUAGAGCAGGAGAAAGUUUUAUUUUUUGUACAUGAGUAAAAACGUUUUGUUUCUGUAAAAAUAUAUUUUUAGAAAAUUAUAUAUAUAAAUAUUUUGUAGCUGUAGAAAUGUUUUGUAAAUUAAACAAAUACAUAUUUCAUAGGUGUACAAAAAACAAUUGUACAGACAGCAGUGGAUCUUGUUAAAGAUAAAUAAUAAUAUUAAUUUAUCAAGCUCUGGAAACAUCUGCAGUAUUUGUUACCAAGGCAAUAAUUAAUGCUGGUUUUAGUCAUUUCAAGGGAUUUGUUGACAGUAAGAAAAAUACAGACUAUCGCAGAACAUCCUUUAAAAAUAUACAUUUGGUUUAAAAUAAAGACAUGCUUGAUUACACAAGUUAAAUUAACAUUUUGGUUCUCUGUACAUAAUUGGAUAUGAUUUGAUUUAAUCAUUAAAUUGUAUAUAUGAA
This is a messenger RNA of Hippoglossus stenolepis (Pacific halibut), 6639 nucleotides long. It is a transcript of the gene rpgra, whose product is annotated as retinitis pigmentosa GTPase regulator a. The transcript has 15 exons. Gene Ontology annotation, biological process: ubiquitin-dependent protein catabolic process; protein ubiquitination. NCBI's taxonomy places the organism in Eukaryota, Metazoa, Chordata, Actinopteri, Pleuronectiformes, Pleuronectidae. The record is from RefSeq and is a predicted model, not a curated record. Bases 65 to 6130 code for a protein of 2021 amino acids. Gene Ontology annotation, molecular function: ubiquitin protein ligase activity.